GUCCUGGGCCAGGUAGAGGCGCGGCGCGAGCCCGGCGAGGAGGAGGAAGGCGGCGGCGCGGCGCUCCCUUCUCCUUCUGCUUUUGCUCCGGAUGGCGACGCGGGUGCUGAACAUGGGCGCCCGCCUGGGCCCCGUCGAGGAGCCCGUCUUCGCGCAGCUCAAGCCCGUCCUGGGCAGGGAGGCGCCCCUCUUCGCCGGCAACGAGCAGGACCUCAAGCCUCCACCGCCGCCGCCGCAGGAGAACGCCACGGAGGAGAUGGCGCAGGCACGGUGUGAAAUGGAGAAAUACCUGACAGGCCAACUUCCCCUUAUUCCAGAUCACAAAAAGUACCGACGAGACAGUGCCUCCAUUAUUGAUCAGUUCUUCACCAACAGUGAAGGGGUGCCUUAUAGUGUCAACAUGAAUCUGUACCUUCCCGAUAUCACCCAGCUGAGGACGGGCAUGUACAAGUCACAGAGACCCCCGGUUACCCACAUCAAGACAGAACCCGUCACUGCCUUCAGCCACCAGAGCGAGACGGCUCCUCCGGCCCCAAACCCUACCCAGGCACUUCCCGAGUUUACAAGUAUCUUCAGCUCCCAUCAGGCUCCAGACAUGAACAAUCUAUUCAUUAAACAGGAGCUCCCCACUCCCGAUCUUCACCUUUCCAUCUCUGCUCCCCAGCAAGGCCAGCUGUAUCAACUCCUGAGUUCUCCGGAUUUAGACAUGCCAAACCCAGCAACCCAAGCUGCGGUGAUGGACUCCCUCAACAAUGUUUCUAUGUCUUCUGCCAUGGCAGGCCUUAAUACGCUGUCCUCUGCUAUGCCACAGACAACAAUGAAACCGUUCCAUGGGCUCCCGCAGUGCACAUAUACCAUGCCAAACCAGUUCCUCCAGCAACAAGCCACUUACUUUCCUCCUUCUCCUCCAAGUUCAGAGCCUGGGAGUCCAGACAGGCAAGCGGAAAUGAUGCAGAAUUUAACCCCUCCUCCCUCUUAUGCUGCUACAAUUGCUUCCAAGUUGGCAAGUCACAACACCAAUUUGCCCCCCAACAUCUCAAUGAAUUCACCGCCUGUUCCAGCUGCCAGGUACAACAGGAAGAGUAACCCAGACUUGGAGAAGAGACGGAUUCAUUUCUGUGAUUAUCCUGGUUGUCAAAAAGUGUAUACAAAGUCUUCCCACUUAAAAGCGCACCUGCGAACCCAUACUGGAGAAAAGCCAUACAAAUGCACAUGGGAAGGAUGUGACUGGAGAUUUGCCCGUUCUGAUGAAUUGACUCGCCACUACAGGAAGCACACGGGGGCCAAACCUUUCCAGUGUCCCGUGUGCAGUCGCAGCUUCUCUCGGUCUGACCACUUGGCUCUGCACAUGAAGAGACAUCAAAACUAGGCUAGACUAGUCCAUGAGGCUGUUGGUAUCUAUGCAACUUCCUGGUGACUCAAGUAUAUACAUUCAAUUAGAAUUAGCUAAAUGUUUGACUGUGUAUGAACGCUCCGCUAUUUUAAAACAGGAAAAAAUAAUAAAAGAAACUGGAAUUGUAUAUUUUGUAUAUUUAUGAGGAAAUAGGAAAGACACUGUGUUGCAAUACUUCGGAUUGUUUCACCAACUACAGCCAUGUGACUUAUUUUUCAUGUAUUUGAUUUUAGUCCCCCAUCUCAGGAUUCUCUGUUAUAUACUUUUGCAGAUAUGGAUUUACCAUUGCCACAUGUUUUCAUCUGCAAAAAAUGUAUUUUCAGAAUAGUUCAUGCUUCCAACUUCUAUGCAGGCCCUUGAAGCUGUUUGCCAGACUUGGGACCUUCACACAUGUGUCUGAGACCUGAUAUUUUGCAUUAGUGGUUGUGUUUACACUGUAUUUUUACCCAAGAAUUAUGCCUUAAUAAGAAGGUGAACUAUUAGUGGACAUUAUUUCUCUCUUGCUUUGUCCUUCCUUGUAUGUGAGUAAGCCAACCAAUCUGUAUUGUGUCCAGACAGGAUCAUAUCUAGUUUUUGGUAUUUUUUUUACUAUUAUCUAUUUUUGUUUCACUAAUCUUGGUUUACAUAGGCAUAAUAAAUUAUAACACCUAGUUGGGUGUCAUACAAAUAUCUCUUCGCUGAUUGGUGUACCCACUACUACAAAGUAUGAUGCAGAAGCAGAUGCCAACCACUCAUUCACUUUUUGACUAUGAAGGCAAAUUUCAUGGCUUAAAUCGUGGUGGGCAGCUUCUGUUGCUCCAGAUUUUUCUCAACUGCAUUGCCAAGCAUUCCUCAUCAUUAUGCUGGCUGCAGUGAUAUUCAGAAGGCUCAGGUUACCCACCUCUUGCAUAGCAUGAAGUGUGAAUGCAGUUAACCGAGCCCUCAGUGGUUCUGAAAAGUCUUCUUAUGUGUGGAUUCACAAGUAUCUUUGGACGCACCUCCAAAGAUAUGUUAUGUUACCUGAAUGUUAAUUCCUUGAUCCCAAGGAACUCUGAGCACUUUUUGUGAUGGAGGCCUGACCGAACCAAAAUCCCCAGAAAACUUUGGGGGAAGAAAUAGCAGUUAAUUAGUAUACAAGCCCACAUAGAUAUGUUUGCAAAAUACAAUACAGGAAGCAUGUCCUUCAAUUUAAGUAUUAUAUCUCAAGCUCCGGUAUGUAUUUUUAAUGUACUGACUAAAACACUCUUACAGUAGUGAGCUGUGUUGAAGAAGAUACAGUUUAAUUUGAUUUUACAAGCUAAUCUAGAGGACAAGCCACACUUUUAUUUUUUACAAGAAUUUUACUGGAUGUUUCAAUACAUGUGUUUUAUUUUUUUGUGGAGAUGAAAUAUAUAUAUAGACAAAUUCAUAAAUAGCCAUAGAACAAAACGUUCUGUAUGUUGCAUGUUUGCUUUGACAAAGAUUUUGUAAAUAGGCAGAUCGGCUUUUAAUGUUUUAUUACAGUUUUUUUUCUAGAAAUCAGCUGGGAAAAGUAGCUGGCAUCUUACUUUGGACAGUUUAAUAUGGCACAUCUAAAAUCCAGCCAUUUUAAAAUACCUCUGAAAAUGGUACCACCUUAGUUUGAUAACCAGAUAGACAUUCAAACACUUUCUCCAUACAGAUGUGAUGCACUGACAUAUUCAAAACAGGAUCGGGGGGGGGGGGUUUCCCCCUAAAUGUUUAAAAGGACAAAACAUUUGAAAAAAAAUAGGAACUGUUAAGUAACUGUCAGAAGCUAAAAUAACAAGGUUGGCUAUGAUACAUAACGCUAAACCUCUUACUAUAAGCUAAACUUAAUAUUGCUUUAAAAAGAAGGAUUUAGAAUGUGGUUUUAGAAUAGCAAAAACACUAAGCUGGUUCAGCACUAGCACAAUCUAAUUCCAUGCAGAUUUCCCGCCUCCUCCUCCCCCCACUUCAGCUCUGUUACAGCCAGGGCUGUGUAGAUGUAGACCUCUCAACGAAACUGCAGCUACAUAGGCCUACUGUUUAGGGAGUGGAGGUGGAAAGACCUACUAGUGUGAAAUGCAGCCUAUUUGAUGUGUAUGUGCUGCCCUGGCUGCCAGAUCAGAUUAAAGAGAAACACACAGCUCUGUUUGUGUGUCCAAUUCCCUGCCCAAUCCAGUGGUACAUUGUGCUAAAUCCGUCUCUGUAUUUAUCUAUGUAAUGUGUAUAGUUGGAUCUGGGAAACUGUUUAGCUUUAUAAAAGGUAAAGAAUAUUAUAAUUUUAAACAUGAACUUUGAAAAUGAAUGUCUUUUUUUUUAAAAAAAUGCUGUGCAUACGAGUUGUAAUACCAAGAGGGAAGAUUCCCUGUUGGUGGAGUGUAGCUCAAAUUGUCUCAGUUCCAACUGGGCCAGGAGUCCAGCUAGUAGGUUUAAGCACCUACUUAACAUCCUUGCUGAUCCCGAGACACCUCUAUACUUGUUCCUCCAUGUACUUCUCCUGAAACUGGUAGGAAAACACUACAGUUUUGAAUGUGUCUCCCCAUGUUUAUAUUGAAUCAUGUAAGGGCAAAUAAAUUCAAAUCUUGGGGGAAAAUAUAUCCUUGGACUGUAAUGCCAUAGCCAUCGGCUGGGUUGGCUGUAAGAUUCUGGUUGUUUUAUCCAAAAUAUAGGCAAAUUUUGCAGCGAAUGUAUAACUCUCAUGUUGUGGCUACAGUCUGUCUCCUAGGCUGACUCUGGAAACCCACCUUAAAAAUCCAGUCAUCCACACUGAGUGAUGGAGGCCUGCUUCACUGGCAGACAGAGUGCUUAAGGAGAAUGUGUCCAGCUUCCUCCUGCCAGCAAAGUAUAGUUCACCAAGGAGUUUCAACAGUGCCCAUACUCCUGCUCCUUGCACUGUGGCUCACUGGUGGGACUGGGCAGGAGAUGACAUCCUUCAGUGCCCCAUUCACCAGCGCUGCAGAACUGCAUCUUAUGUUGUGGAUGGAUGGAUUUCAAGUUGAGUUUCAAUAGCAUUUGCAAUGGUAGCAAUGGUGCCACAAACAUAAAUAGGAAUAGGAAAUCGUUGCAAGAUUGUAAAUUUAUGGUAAUUAACAGGAUGGCAUGAUUUCCAAGAUCUGUUGAAAUCCAGGGUUGUGGUUCCUUGUUAAGCUCAGUAUGGACACAUUAAGAUGGAGAUGAAGGCAGCUCUGAAAUGGUCAAAGUCAGGAUAAAGUGAUGAAAUGCUAAGCAGUGCCAACAUCAUAAUUUAUUAAAAUAAAAAGUGCUCGGUGUGUUUUGACAGUUUGCUUUUGAGGGUAAUACGAUGUCCCAUUCUCAUGUUUCAAAAUGGAUCCCUCAGAAUUUUGUUUAUUUAAAGUGUAAAUGAAAAAGUAUCUUUUUAGCAUAGAAUUUCAUAGGUUACAGCAGAUUUCAGAGGCAGAAAUACAGAAAAGCUGACAUAACAGCAGAAUGAGGCAGUUUCAGAACAAGGACUCCUGGGAGUAAAAAAAAAACAAAAACAAGAAGUAAAUCCCAGUCAAUUCAAGGAGACCUACUCCCUAGUGUUUAGGAUUAGUAUCCCAGCUCAUAAGAGCAGAAAGACGUGUUGCAAGUUUGAAACAGACAGACUUCAGUAUUUCUGAGUCUUGUGAUCUCACAGUGAUUUUUCACUCUUUGGCAUCAAAGACAACAAAAACAAAAAAGGACACUGGAUUAUAGCCUAGAUAAUUAUUAAUAUCAUAUGAAUUCUUGUUCUUCCACCUCUUUCUUUUGCAUGUAGAGCAAAAUCAAACUGCUUAUAUAUAUAUAUAUAUGGCAUGAAGGUCUCAUGCCAUAUCUCAUAAGACACUAUCAGUUGUGCUUUUGUUAUUUGUAUUUUCCCUUUUUAAGGUCAUGUAUAUGCUCAAUUCUCUAAAGAUAGUUGUGUUUAUCCAGUGCAUACGGACUGAACACUUUUAGAGAACCAAUAGUCCAAAAGAGCAUUUUCUUAUAUAACUUUGUUGAAUCGUAUUCCUUGAAAACAUACGGCCAAAACACACUGAAGCAUUGUUAUUUACUUCAGUAGCUCUCCAUUUGGCACUUGGUUGGAGAUGUGUCAUGUGCAAACACCAGAAUGUUCAUAUGUGAGCACUGCUAGUUUCAGUUAUGGGGCAUGUGUAUGGCAGAACUCGGCUUUUUGACUACGAGUAUUGCAUAUGCUUGAAAGGGUGGGUCAAAGUAAUUGUGACCUUUCAGAAACAUAAAAUCAAAUCAAAGAAAUCAAGCUCUGUCUCCAAAUGCCCUGCAUUCUACAUGGCUUUUCAACACUGACAUUUCCACUGAGGAAACCCUCCUUUCUUGUAAUCUCACCAAACAUUUGAACUAGGAAUAGGGAACCUUGGUGCUUUUGGACUGCAGCCCUCAUUAACUCCACACAGUAUAGCUAAUUGCAAGAUAUUGUUGGAGUUAGAGUGCAAAUCACCUGGAGGGCCCCAUCUUCUGUGCUGUACCUUGCAGGGUUCUAGCAAGGACUCUGGAUUAUUUUUUAGGAGUGAGGCUGUUGGCCAAGACUUACAUGGGCUGUUGUACUGCCCAUGUAAGUUUCAGCCAGUACACCUGCAUUUUAUAGGGAAAGAUCAGUAAUGUUAACCAAAGCCUCCUUCCUUGAAGCUUAAUUGUCAUUUCUGGUUUUCUCAUUGAUAAGCCUCUGGUUUCUCUGUAGGGAUCUCCAGAAAAUAAUGAGAAAACUCAGAUCUUACCCUUCAUGGUGAAUCAGGAACCUGGCUCAUAGCAUUUCACUCCUAAGUAAACAAGAGGUUCCAGUUGCAUAAUACAGUCAGAUGAUUCUGCCACACAACUAAACAAUCCAUGCAGACAAUCUUUGUAAUGCUGAGAGUCAACCUAUGAGAAAGCAAAGCCUCUUUAGAAAUUGGUACAUAAGUCUUGUUAAAAAUCCUUCAUUCAUUUAUUCCUUGUGGUAUGAUUCCUCUUGAAAGCUGAGGACUCCCACGAUCUUUUACCAUUGGCUAGACUAGCUGGCACAUCCAGGAGCUGCAAAAUGUUUGGAAGCUCAGUGGCACUUCAUCUCUGAGUCAGCAGCAAGUCCCCACUGUUGUUAAUGGGUCAUAUGCUCAAGUGGUUUAUGUGGAGGAUUAAAGCUUCAACCGCUCCAGAAUGUACUUAAUGGUAGGAACUAAUGCAGUGAUUCCCAACCUUUGGUUCUCCAGGUGUUUUGGACUUCAACUCCCAGAAUUCCCAGCCAUUUUCCCAGCUGUUAGGAGUUGUGGGAGCUGUAGUCCAAAACACAUGGAGGACCAAAACUUGAAAACCAUCGAUCUAAUGCUUCCAUCAGUGAUCUCAUACUACAUAUAGUCUGGGAUUAGGGUGGAGCUGGAAAAGAGUGAUGGCCAAAAACAGUCUUGUAUCUUGGAGGAUGGAAGGAGGUGGUGGUUUCUAAUGCUGUACACAGAGGUGCUCCUGGAACAAGGCAAGAAGCCCUCUUCUGUGCUUAGAAGCCCUUUCAUGUGCUGACAGGGUUUGUCAGUGUACACUUCUGAGCUGUACUAUCAUGCUGUUAACCAAAGGGUAGAAAUUAAAGUGACAUGCCAAAAAAGAAAGAAAAAAAGUAAAACGCAAAGCAAAACUUUGUUCAGACUAUCUUUUGCCUCGUUUAUUUAUUUUUGUGGUAUAUGGUAGAAAUUUUUAGAACACAGUUUUCCAUAAACUUGAUAAAUUAAUGUUGUUUGUUAUAGCCUUUUUUAGCGUUGCUCUGAAUUGUAAAUAGAUUAUGGAAAAAAGAUGUACAUUUUUUUUGGUAAGGCUUCAAAUGUUUAAUCCUGGAAAAGAAAACUCAAGAAGCAUAUAUUGGUUGCUGUUUUGCUGCUUUAUCCCCAACCCCCUCUUUUUCUCUCCUUGUCCAUAUUUUUGUAUGGUGAUAUAUCCUAUGCAAAUGACUGAGCAAACAGCUGUAUUGUUGUUGAAAGAGAUUGAAAUGGUUUAUAUAUAAAAUGACAAUUUUUGACAAUAAAAAAGUGCCUAAAAGCA
Messenger RNA from Anolis sagrei ordinatus, 7354 nucleotides. RefSeq names its product KLF transcription factor 5 (gene KLF5). The record is from RefSeq and is a predicted model, not a curated record. Gene Ontology annotation, biological process: regulation of transcription by RNA polymerase II. Lineage: Eukaryota; Metazoa; Chordata; Lepidosauria; Squamata; Anolidae. Gene Ontology annotation, molecular function: RNA polymerase II cis-regulatory region sequence-specific DNA binding; DNA-binding transcription factor activity, RNA polymerase II-specific.